ACAAAAUCUGAAAAACAGCAGCAAAGUUGCAUGUUUGAAUUAACGUAGUGAGCCCCCUCUUCCGCAGAAGGAGGUCUAUUUAUCUUCGUGUCAAUUUAUAAUUGGUUCUAUAAUUUGACCCCAUAAAAUUUGAUUCUGCAAAAAAGGGUUAUAUUUAUGUAUUUCGAUUGUGGAGAAGCAAGAAAACUUGUUCCCUUUAUUAUUAAAGGUUAAAGUUUCAAUCUUUUGCUGUUGGGUGUUUUUAUUUUUCUGUUUUGAUAUCAAAAAUUGGGUUUUUUGAUUCAGAGGAGAGUGUAAAGGAAUCCUAUUUUUAUGCCCAGUUGAUUGGAAUGUAUGGAUUUGGUGAAAGCAUCAAUUUUAGUGUAUUAGUGAAAGAGUUUGUUGAUUUGGGGCUUUAGUUUGUUGAUUGGAUUAUGAGUAGUUUUGUUUAGUGAAUGAGGUAUUUAGAGCAAUGAGAGGCAAAAGCCUCUAUUUUAUUUGAUGGAUGCUACUAAUAGGACAUUCUCUGAUCUGUUGAAGUUACUGAAAUCAUGGAUCCCUUGGAGGUCUGAACCUGAAAAUGUAUCGAGGGAUUUUUGGAUGCCCGAUCAUAUAUGUAGGGUAUGUUAUGAUUGUGAUUCACAAUUUACAUUGUUUAACCGUAGGCAUCAUUGUCGUCUUUGUGGAAGAGUUUUUUGUGCAAAGUGUACGUCUAAUUGGAUUCCUGCAAUAUAUAGUGAUCCAAGGCCACUACGAGAGGAGUGGGAAAAGAUCAGGGUAUGUAAUUACUGUUACAAGCAAUGGGAUCAAGGUUUAGUUUGUAGUGUUAGUAAUGGAACACGGGUUGCUAACUUGCAUAUCAGUUCUUCGCCUUCUGCAACGACUAGUUUUACCAGCUUCAAGUCUAGUGGAACCGCGGACAGCAGUAAUAUUACCUUUGUUUCGGUGCCACCUUCUUGUGUACUUAGUCCGUGCAAAUCAUCUGUAACGGAAUCUUCUCUAGACAGGCAGAAUUUUGCAUCAGUUAGAGGGAGCUUUGAAUUUGCUCAUGCAGGAGUUUUGGACCCUUCUCUAAACCAAUAUGCAUUUUGUGCAACAAGGAGUGAUGAUGAAGAAGAUGAAUAUGGUGUUUACCAGUUAGAUUCCCAGGGCCAUUUUCCCCAGGUUAAUGACUACUACAGUCACAUUCUGUAUGAUGAGAUAAAAAAGGACUAUGGAUCACAUAAAGAGCACCCUGAUGGAGAAGCUAUUGAUGAAAAAAGUGUGAGCAGCUCUUCCUUACACAAUAGCUUUGAUUCCCAGGCUUCUGAAGAAGUCCAACAGAUUGUAAAACAGGACAUUUCUGAUGAAUGUGAAGUUCCUCCAUCCCUAAAUGUUCCAGAAGAGAUUAAUGUGGAACCUGUGGAUUUUGAGAACAAUGGACUUCUGUGGCUUCCACCUGAGCCAGAAGAUGAAGAAGAUGAAAAGGAAUCACUUAUGAAUGAUGAUGAUGACGAUGGGGAUGCUUCAGGAGAGUGGGGAGGUUUACGGUCAUCAAGCAGUUAUGGAAGUGGUGAAUAUAGAAGUAGGGAUAGGUCAAAUGAGGAGCAGAAAAAGGUUGUGAAAAAUGUGGUUGAUGGCCACUUCAGGGCUUUAGUAUCCCAGAUUAUGCAGGCUCAAGGCCUUGUCGAUGAGGAAGAUGAAAAAGAGAGUUGGCUGGAGAUUAUUACAUCCCUAUCAUGGGAAGCUGCUACACUUUUGAAACCAGACACUAGCAAGAGCGGAGGGAUGGACCCUGGGGGAUACGUAAAGGUGAAAUGUAUAGCAUCUGGACGUCGUGGUGACAGUGUGGUGGUGAAAGGAGUUGUCUGCAAGAAAAAUGUAGCUCAUCGACGAAUGACAUCCAAAAUAGAGAAGCCUCGCAUAUUAAUCCUUGGAGGGGCUCUUGAAUACCAGCGUGUCUCUAACCACUUAUCAAGUUUUGAUACUUUGUUGCAGCAGGAAAUGGAUCAUCUCAAGAUGGCUGUUGCCAAAAUUGAUGUACACCAACCAGAUGUUCUUCUGGUGGAAAAAUCUGUAUCUCGCUAUGCACAAGAGUACCUCCUGGCAAAGGACAUAUCACUUGUCUUAAAUAUCAAGAGGACACUUUUGGAGCGUAUAGCCCGUUGCACGGGUAGUCAGAUAGUACCUUCAAUAGAUCAUUUCUCAUCUAAAAAAUUAGGAUACUGUGACGUGUUCCAUGUUGAGAAGUUUUUUGAAGAGCAUGGUACAGCUGGACAGAGUGGAAAGAAGCUGGCGAAGACUCUAAUGCACUUUGAAGGCUGUCCAAAGCCACUGGGAUGCACUGUAUUACUCCGUGGUGCAAACGGGGAUGAGUUGAAGCAAGUAAAGCAUGUCUUUCAAUAUUCAAUUUUUGCAGCUUAUCAUUUGGCUCUGGAAACAUCUUUUCUUGCUGAUGAGGGAGCAUCUCUACCUGAACUUCCUCUGAAUUCUCCAAUAACUGUAGCACUUCCGGAUAAAUCAUCAACUAUUGGCAGGUCAAUCUCAAUAGUACCUGGUUUUACCAUUCCUUACACUGAGAAAACUCAAUCAUCACUAUGCGGUGGUGCACCACAGAGAUCAAAUAGCAUUCCCACAACAGACCUGGUCAAGACUGCAAACCUUUGUGCUCAGAAAAUGGGUAUGACAGAGUUCCCUACUGCUGCAAACACUGAGACUUCCUUCCUUGGGCCCUUGCUAACUGGUACAUCUGUGGACAGAGGUAUUAUGCAUAUGAUAGAGUCUUCCUUCUCAAAGCCUUCAGUAGCCAACAAUAUUCAAGAUGCCCAAGGAUACCAUUUCUUGUCUACCAGUUUUGCGCCUUCAGAUAAAGUUGAACAAGGUUGUUUGUCAAAGAAUGUCCAAUAUUGCAGGGUUGAUGUGAACCAAAGUGGCUCAAAUCCAAUGGUUUUGCAACUAGACGGACAAAAUGUUUAUGAUGAACCAGACUCUUCAAAGGAAGAGUUCCCUCCGUCCCCAUCUGACCAUCAAAGCAUUUUAGUUUCCUUAUCAUCCCGAUGUGUUUGGAAGGGUACUGUCUGUGAAAGGUCUCAUCUCUUUCGGAUAAAAUAUUAUAGGAACUGUGAUAAGCCAUUGGGUCGAUUUCUACGAGACAAUUUGUUUGAUCAAAGUUAUAGAUGUAGUUUAUGUGACAUGCCUUCAGAAGCACAUGUUCAGUGUUAUACUCAUCGUCAAGGCACUUUAACUAUUUCUGUUAAGAAGCUGCCAGAGUUUCUUUUGCCCGGUGAAAAGGAAGGAAAAAUAUGGAUGUGGCAUAGAUGCCUGAGAUGUCCACGGGUUAAGGGAUUUCCUCUAGCUACUCAAAGAGUAGUGAUGUCUGAUGCUGCUUGGGGUUUAUCCUUUGGGAAGUUCCUAGAACUUAGUUUCUCAAACCAUGCAGCUGCAAGCAGAGUGGCUAGUUGCGGGCAUUCGUUACACAGAGAUUGUCUUCGGUUUUAUGGUUUCGGAAAAAUGGUUGCAUGCUUCCGCUAUGCGUCAAUUGAUGUUCACUCAGUGUGCCUUCCUCCUGCAAAGCUGGAUUUCAACUAUGAGAAAAAUCAGGACUGGAUACAACAAGAAGUGAAUGAGGUCAUUGUCCGAGCUGAACGUUUGUUUUCUGAGGUUCUGAAUGCAAUUCGUCUUCUAGUGGAGAAAAAAUCUGGUGGUCAAGUUAACAGCAGCGCUGAAGCAUCUGAAGUACCUGAAGCAAGAGGUCAAAUUGCUGUUUUGGAAGGAAUGCUGCGGAAGGAGAAGGAAGAAUUUGAACAGGAAUCUCUCCAGAAAAUUCUGACCAAGGAGGCGAAAAAGGUGCAGCCUGUCAUUGAUAUUUUUGAGAUUAAUCGGUUGCGAAGGCAAUUUAUUUUCCAAUCUUAUAUGUGGGAUCACCGUCUCGUAUAUGCGGCCAGCUUAGAAUGUGAGGAUCAUUGCGUUACUGAAGAGAAAGCCCUUGUUGGUAAUGAUAAGUUCACUGGUCCAGAUAAUCCCUCCAGGCCUAGUGACUGUUUGAAUGUCCCUGAUUCUGUUUCUGUAACUCCAAUACUUGGUGAAAAAUCUAAUGAUGGAGUAAGUGGUAACCAAAUGAAUCAUGUGGACACAGUUCAUCAAGGAUCUGAGGUUCUCUUUGAUUCUAGUUGUGCAGUUGAGAAACCAGCAUGUCUUCCCGUUGGAACAGAAAGCUUCUGCGGGUCGAACUCUGCAGAAUCCAAUACAGAGGGGUCUAGAGCCCUUUCUGAUGGGCAGUCUGCGAUCAUGGAUAGUUUGUCCGAUACUCUUGAGGCAGCUUGGACUGGUGAAACUACUUCCGGUCCUGGAGUGCUGAAGGAUGGUACUUGCAGAUCUUCUGAACCACCUAUAGCAGAUUCUUCAACAACUAGAUUAGCAGAAAAAGUAGAUGUUGAAGACCCUGUGGAGGAACAUAACGGAACUAAGGCGUCUGGAUUUCCUCCUUCAUUAUCCUCUAAGAGCUCUGAAAGUGUGGAAGAUGCCGGGGGAUGGUUAGGUAUGUCUUUUAUUAGCUUCUACUGGUCACUGAACAAAAACUUUUUACCAAGUGCUCAGAAGUUGGAUACGCUUGGCGAGUACAGCCCUGUCUACAUUUCAUCAUUUAGAGAGUCAGAGGCACAAGGUGGAGCCAGAUUGCUCCUACCUGUUGGGGUUAAUGAUACCAUUAUACCAGUGUAUGAUGAAGAGCCCACAAGUAUUAUAUCUUAUGCACUAGUUUCACCAGAUUAUCUUGCACAAAUAUCCGAUGAACCAGAGAAAUCAAAGGAUACUAGUUUGGACUCUAACCUGCCACUGCAGUCCCAAGAAUCUGGAAGUCUGCAGUCCCUUCAAUCUAUGGAUGAAAUAGUAUCAGAAUCCCUCAGAAGUCUUGGAUCUAUAGAUGACAGUUUCUUGUCUUCGUCCAGUAGUCAUAGCUCUUCGGUUUUGGAUCCACUCUCAUGCACGAAGACAAUGCAUGCCAGAGUCUCCUUUUCGGAUGAUGGACCACUUGGGAAAGUGAAGUAUACUGUGACUUGUUAUUAUGCGAAGCGCUUUGAAGCUUUGAGGAGGAAAUGUUGCCCAUCUGAGAUGGAUUACAUAAGAUCUCUUAGCCGCUGUAAGAAGUGGGGAGCCCAAGGAGGCAAGAGCAAUGUUUUCUUUGCUAAAACCUUGGAUGAUCGAUUCAUUAUCAAACAAGUGACUAAGACAGAGCUGGAAUCUUUUAUAAAGUUUGCUCCAGCAUAUUUUAAGUAUCUUUCAGAAUCCAUAAACUCAAGGAGUCCUACUUGCCUGGCAAAAAUUCUGGGGAUCUAUCAGGUGACAUCUAAGCAUCUUAAAGGAGGGAAGGAAUCUAAAAUGGAUGUGCUAGUUAUGGAGAACCUUCUAUUUGGGAGGAACCUAACGCGGCUUUAUGACCUUAAAGGAUCUGCCAGGUCUCGUUACAAUCCCGACUCUAGUGGAAGUAAUAAGGUCUUACUGGAUCAGAACUUGAUCGAGUCUAUGCCAACUUCACCUAUUUUUGUUGGAAACAAGGCCAAGAGACUUUUGGAACGAGCAGUCUGGAAUGACACUGCUUUUCUUGCAUCGGUUGAUGUGAUGGAUUACUCACUAUUGGUUGGUGUUGACGAAGAAAAUCAUGAACUCGUUAUUGGGAUUAUUGACUUCAUGAGGCAGUAUACAUGGGACAAGCACCUGGAGACAUGGGUUAAGGCCUCUGGCAUCCUUGGUGGACCUAAGAACACACCUCCGACUGUAAUUUCACCUAAGCAAUACAAAAAGAGGUUCCGGAAGGCAAUGACCACCUAUUUCCUGAUGGUUCCGGAUCACUGGUCACCACUUACUAUUACUCCCAACAAGUCACAGAAUGAUUUGUCUGGAGAGAACACGCAAAGUGUAAAAUCUACCGAGUGAUUCUGUAUAUUUGAUCGUAUAACUGGGAUUCCCGGUUAUACUAGGUUCAUAUAUUUCUCCUCAGUUUUUCAAUUCUUUGAUAUGCAGUUUGCAGCUCCAGAGUAGGGAACACAUGAUUACUUGUUUAGAAGACAUUGCUGGAGGAUUAUAGUUCUAGUGAAAGGUUUCUCCUGCAUAGACAUAGGUAUACCUUAAAGAAAAUUCUUUUGUACAUCUUUUUUUUUAAGCAUGAUUUUUUCACCUUGUGUAGAACGCAAGUUGUACAUGAGUUACAAAGGAUCAAUUACAAUUUUUGGUCAAUGCAUGAUCUUGGAUAAGUUUAUGCUA
Solanum tuberosum (potato) is the source of this 6216-nucleotide messenger RNA. RefSeq names its product 1-phosphatidylinositol-3-phosphate 5-kinase FAB1B-like. The transcript is spliced from 12 exons. Gene Ontology annotation, cellular component: endosome membrane. Gene Ontology annotation, biological process: phosphatidylinositol phosphate biosynthetic process. Gene Ontology annotation, molecular function: metal ion binding; 1-phosphatidylinositol-3-phosphate 5-kinase activity; ATP binding. NCBI's taxonomy places the organism in Eukaryota, Viridiplantae, Streptophyta, Magnoliopsida, Solanales, Solanaceae. The record is from RefSeq and is a predicted model, not a curated record. The coding region runs from base 481 to 5889 and encodes 1802 amino acids.